Phytomonas sp. Hart1 is the source of this 1467-nucleotide messenger RNA. The record is from the annotation of a GenBank genome assembly. NCBI's taxonomy places the organism in Eukaryota, Euglenozoa, Kinetoplastea, Trypanosomatida, Trypanosomatidae.
AUGACUCGUAUUACUCUUGAGUUGCUUCGAAAGCGCUCUGAACAUAACGAAGGCUGUCUCAGCAAUUUAAAGGAAAUCACUUUACAUCAGCAGGACAUUGAAAAGAUUGAGCUUAUUGGGGAUACUUGCCGGCAGUUAGAGAUCCUGUACUUAUGCAAUAAUUACAUUAGUAGAAUCGAGGGUUUACGGCAUCUCAAGUGGCUGAAGUAUCUGAACUUGGCGAUUAACAACAUCACCCACAUUGAAGGUCUGGAGGGCUGUGAGGCGUUAGAGCGACUGGACCUCACGCUUAAUUUUAUUGCCGACCUUACCACUUUAGACACGCUACUUGCGAAUCCUUUCCUAGAGACUCUCCACCUCACCGGGAACCCAUGUACCCAGGUGGAGGGCUAUCGCGGCUACGUCUUGCACACCCUUCCACAGUUAAAAGAUCUGGACGGGAGUGAGAUCAUCCGCGCCGAUCGCAUCACCGCGCGGCAGUCCGAGCGGGUGAUUGAGAAAUCGAUAGGCGACGAGGCCCUGAAAGCGCGUGAGGCGGCGCGCCUCAAGACCGAGAUGCUCGCGAAGGGCAUUGAUCCGUUUCCUCCCAAGUAUAACGACAAAGGCGAGCGGGUGUAUGGCCACACCCCGGAGGAGCGGCUUCAGAUGCUGCGUGAGCAGGAGACCCUUGAGUCGGAGCGGCGCCGCAAGCAGGAGGAGCCCGUCCCCGGGUCCAUCUCGGCCCUCCACAAGGAGUUAAACGCCAAGCCCGCGCCGUUGACCCCCGAGGAGGAGAUUCGGAAGUAUGGACGGCGGCUAAUGCGGAAUGAGGGCAAGGUCCCCUUCGCCCUCGAUCAGGACGGCGCGGAGGCGGUGGUGUUGAACGUGGAGCCCGGCAAGUUCAUCGCCACCACGCUGCUCAACGUCCAGGUCGAGGUGGACUGCAUUCGGGUGACCAUCAAGGGGAAAUUGCUGCAAAUCCCGCUGGAGGCGGAGGUUUCGCCCGACAAGGCCCGCGUCCAGCGCUCGGUCACGACGGGGGAGCUGAAAAUCACGGUGCCGUUUGCGGAGGCCGAGCUCGAGGCCCGAAGCCGACGCGGCGACCGGCGAUGGAAGGCUCGAUUCGCCGCGAAGGAGGCGGAAAAGGCGCGAGAGGACUCCCAUUUUUUAUCGAAGGUCGGGGGAUGGGGUGAGGAUAAGGACGAAAAGGAGAACGGCCUAUCGCGAACGCCCACGACGCCAGCGGCCGCCCCGGCUUGCGGUAAGGUUGCGCCGGAGCUGGGAGCCGCAUCGCAAAAAGAAAAUUUACGCACGGCUUUGCUUUUUCCUGAGGAUUUGCCAAAGGGAGGGUCUACGGGGUUCGGCUUGUCUGGGGAUCAUCCACCAAAUUCGGAUCCACCGCGGCAGUUGAUCAAAGAAUUAAAUACGUUUCCACAACCCGAUACGGAGUUAAAGGAGAAGGCGUACACGCUGCUGGAGUUGGACUAA